Anguilla rostrata (American eel) is the source of this 2450-nucleotide messenger RNA. RefSeq lists its product as uncharacterized. Lineage: Eukaryota; Metazoa; Chordata; Actinopteri; Anguilliformes; Anguillidae. The coding region runs from base 1050 to 2450 and encodes 466 amino acids. The transcript is spliced from 7 exons. The record is from RefSeq and is a predicted model, not a curated record.
UUGAACGAGGUCAAAAUCUUAUUGAAUAAUUAUACAGGAUUUUGUAAAGCAGUGUAUUUCAAACUACUGUUUAUAACUAAAUAUUUUAUUUUUCAUUGAGACACCGCCCUAAAAGUGUCAAGGGUGGGGGUUUGGGGUUACACACCAUCCAUAAAUUAGACCCCAGGACCCUUUACUUUGGAGAGAAGCAAGAAUGGCUGGAGUCGACUUUUACUCUGCAUCAUGUGAGUACCCACAUUUAUUUGAGUUUCUUUUUCUAAUUCUCUGAAAUAAAUACACUUAACGCAAAAGCCUGUUAAAGCUAAAGUUUUUUUUUUGUUUUUUUUUAAACAGAUACGCCCAGCACUCAAGUCAUGAACGAUGUUCUAGAGAUCUUGACAACUGAUGAAGAGCUGGUGCCAAGUCUACCAACGAAUCCACAAACACCAGAGCAAGUGCGGAUCAAUCCUGCCGAGGAGAGCGCAAGCUUAUCGACACCUACACUUAUUUGGCCAGAAGAACCAGAAAAAACUUUUGAAGAGGGGAAAAAAUCCCGCCUAAAGCAAAAAAAGGAGACUUUUUAGCGAAUCAGGUACUGAGAACCACGUGGCAGAGAGGGCCUUGGGAGAAACGGUGGUGAAACAGAUCACAGCACAAAAACCUAUACAGAUUGAAGAGUGCGUAACAGCUGAGGAAACCAAUAAACAGACCAGAGAAUCACACCUCCAGGAGCAAACAGUUGAGGAAGCCCCUGGACACAGAGAGGACGGCAGCGCUGAGGAAAGAAAACAACAGGCCCGAGAAUCACACCUCCAGGAGCAAACAGCGGCCCAAACAAUUCUCCAGAAGCCAGGGGACACCGAAAGACGGCCCUUUAAGGUCCCCGCCCAUUUGGAAGCUCUGAAAAUCUUCAAUCGUGAGUUACAUUUGGCUGAACAACGUCUCGCGGUGUUGAAGGAGUCUGAGUCUCAUCUGUUUGAACAGUGUCUCGCAGUGCUGAAGGAGUCUGAGUAUCGUUUGUCAGAACAACGGCUUAAGGUGUUUCAGACAAUCUUUGAGAAAUAUUAGAAAUGGCACAGAGGCAACAACCAGAGCAGUUAGGCAGGGCACACAGCACAGAGAACAUUAACUCACAAAUUUUACAUGCAAUUCAAGCUAUAACUCAAAACAACAGCCCACAAGCUGCUGAAAACAUUCCAAAUGUUUUUAUAAACCCAAAUCUGCUACAGCUUGUUAACAAUAUUAACCAUGACACUAACGACAUGCAUGAAAUGGCUGGUGAUUACUUUGAUCGGUUGAACGAGGCUUUGGCAAACCUUACCGCCGGUGAUGGUGCACUAACCCCUGCAGCAGACUCUCUUGGUUUUCUGAACGAUGCUUUAGAGCGGCUAAACCAGGAAGGGGGGAAUCUUAAUGAAUCACCACUAACGCCUACCUCUGAUAACCCACAAGGUUCUGACGAUGUGCAUGCUGCCGCUGCUAAUAGUAAUGAUGAUGAUGAUGGUGUGGUGACUUGUGUUCCUGACAUGGUGGUGGUGCAAAGGCCCUCCUUUAAUUGUGUCGAAAUUAGGCAACGGUUUAACUUUGCAUCCUUGCACGACGUGGACAGCUAUGAGGACUUCUAUAAUGUGUUGCUAAACUUACUUGAUCAUGUAUUGCAUAGAGCUAUGCAGCUGGCUAGACCCAACGACGUGAUUCAGCUGGAGUUGCGUGGUGACUCCCUGUCUGAGGGUGUGUCCAUAAUUGCUAAUGGUGCUAGUGUGGAUCUGGACACAUUUUUGGGAAUGGUUGGGGAUCUGGUUCAGAGCAAUUUUGAAAUCCUUUCUGAUGAUACAUUGGAACUGGUGGUUCAGAUAGUUCAAAACCCAAAUGGUGGUACCCGUAGAAAAAUAGCCACAUGUCUCAGAAAUGAGGUUUUAAGAAAAAAACUACGGAAUCUAUUUGUAAGCCACAACGUUGAGAAUAACCUCUGCUUUGCCAUUUGCUUGUCUCAGAUGUUAAACCCGGAAUUCACGUUAGAGCAGGUGGAGCAAGACGCCAUACAUUUGCAGACGUCUGUAGGCCUGGGCGUGCAGGAUAUGGUGUCUUUUUCAGACAUACAAAAGUUUGAACAACUGUUAAAGGUCAAAAUUGUUGUGUGGUACCGUAAUGCUCAGAAUGUCUUUCGCAAAUUUCAAACAAACCCAGAGCCGCAUCCAAAAACCCUGUUUUUGUCCUGCGCCGUGUCUGAACAUCAAGGCAAAUGUGUACAUUCUGACGAGGAGCGUUCUCUCACCGGAGUCUGGUGUAGUAUCAAACUAGCCAAGGCUGUUGAGAAGGGCUCCCCCCUCUGGCCCAAUGGGGGACACUUCAGAACGUCCUCCCAAGGGGUCAUGGACACUUUCCCAAAUGGUUGGUGCCGGAGGUCCAGGGUCGUAGGGCUGAUGGUGGAAAUAACUGGGAAGGCUGAUAUCAAGGGUUGUGUGGGUUGA